GGUGAGCUGUCUGCGAGCGUCAAUUAUUCAUCUGAGUGUGCACGGCUGAAUGAAACUGCUCAACCGGGGAGCAACCUUUGCCUAUUGAGCAUGCGCGGGCAUCGUUAGUUGUCGAUAGCAGCAACCCUGACCAUGGUUCCAUGUGACAGGGCAUGUCCAUUUCACUGCGACAGACUCUGACAUAGACUUCAGGUGAUGGAUUUCUAACUUUCACACCAGGUAAAGUUUUGAAGGAACGUGAGCGACAAGGAAUGUGGAUACCUUCCUCUCACCGCACAUGAGUCCGUGCGUACGUCAGUCCGUCCAUAAUGCAGAAAUGUGUCCCGAAAAGUUGGGAAUACCUUGCUGGGCUGCUGCUCAUCCUGUCGUCUGCUCGUGUUGCCGGAGGCGUAUACCAGCUCACAGUGCCGUCCACUCACGCUGCCUUCUCCGGGGAUCUAGAAAUAGGAUACAGUGUUCCACAAAAUGUUUCUAUGUUCAGUGCAUUCGUCACUAUCCUCUUCACCGAGGAAGGACUGAAGGAACACGAGAUCACUUCUUUACACAUUCCACCAGGCACGCAUACUGGCAAACUCAUCCUAACAUGUGGGGUCCUAGAAUACGCAGGAACCUACACAUUACAAAUGUAUAUGUUUGUAGGCAGCCGUUUGCUUACACAAACCACGUUCAUGGUGGAAUGGCCAAGGAUUCAGUUAUUUCUUCCAGAUCGUCGAAGGUUCGCACUCACAGAAAAUGUCCCUUUGCGAAUUCAAUCACGUGCAACUUGUGAACCCAAAAUACACCGUGAAUCCUUUUUCAUAGAAUUAUAUUUCAAAAGACCUGCUUCUGCAGUGGAUAUUUUACCAAUGGAAAGUUCCAAGAUGAAGCAUACGUUUAACUACACAGACCUGUCAAAGAGUACACAGACAAUUCAAUAUCAGUGUGACCUGUUUGAUCUCGAUGGAUCCUACCAAGCAGUGCUAAAGUCAACCUUCAACUCAGGAACAGUCGUGACUAGAAGCAACGUUUUCAAUGUUUCAUGGAGUCAAUCUUAUAGCGUAAAUAUCCGGAAGGAGAGUAUUUUUCCUUGUAAAGGUGCAAUAACUGUCUUGUAUAUACAACCGGCAUGUGCCAGACCUGAGAAACAUCUUCAAGACAGGAUACGAAUGUACGAGCUAAGGACGACAACGAAUGGUUCGUUGGCAGCUCCUCUCAGACAGAAAUACAUCAUUGAGAAACAUGCAAAUCCAAAUAGGAACUCGUUUGAACUUAGCUGUAGAUUGUUCAACAGGACAGCUGCCGGGUUUUGCUUCAAAUAUGUCAGCAUUUCAAGAAGUGGAGCCGUGCAUCUGCAGAGGCAGCAGUGUCUUGCUGCUCAUCCUAAUUCAGUGUUUUAUAUAGAUGGUGGAUGGAGUGAAUGGACCGAGUGGUCUCUUUGUACCGUCACCUGUGGCUCUGGUAAAAGGAACCGCUUCAGAAUUUGCAAUAACCCUGCCCCUCUCCAUGGGGGCAAGUUCUGCGAGGGUGACCCCGUCCAGUGGAAGCCUUGUAAUAUGAAUUGUCCAGGAUAUUUACCCAACGGCCCUCUGAAAUCCCCAAAGUUCGACAUGCGGUGUGCCUGUGGGUGUGGGAUGUCUUCUGAUUCAGGGGAAAUAAUUGCAAGUGGAAGAUGCUCCGGCAGAGCUAUGUGGACGAUAGAGGUAGAAGACUCCCAGCAGAUUAAACUCACGUUUACUCACUUCAAUAUACUGGAGUCCAAACAGUGGGUGAAGGUCCGCGAUGGAGACACACCCAUGUCAGACAUAUUGUACAGUAGCAUAAAUGGUGAACAUCCUCACAAUGAAAUCAGCUCUUCGUCCAACAAGAUGAGUGUUGAACUGAUGACUUUUGCCUCCGAUGAAGCCCCAAGUUCUAUAGCAAUAUUCCCCAUCAACGCAACGCAGUUAAUUCACCUCCAUGGAUUCAUCGCAUCUUAUAGGGUAGUCGCUGGAGGUGGUACGCGUACAUCAACCAUAAUUCGCCGGGAAAAGUCAUCUAUUCUCGACAGCAAAGUAGCCGUCGUUGGAAUUGCCUUGUGUGUUCUCAUAGUGUUAGUUGUCAUUACCUUCGUGCUUUUCCACAGACUCUAUCACAAACGGCAUAAAUACGCAAUGGCGGCCUCUGAGAGUCCACUCCACAUAGCUCGUAGCACCAGUAUGCACAGUAGUCGGUGUAGUAGCCCGCCUCCUGGAAUAACUAACGUCGACGUUGAGGCACCCCUCACUGGUGAGGCGACAAAGAAAGACAAUAUGUUGUCGAGGGGUUCUUCAAUAUCUAGUACAUGCAGUGCUGGGUUCAAGAAACUGCGGUCCAAGGCAGAAUCUGUAACAGGUAGUCCUAAACCCUCCACCAAAAACUAUUCCCCCUUACCUAGUCCAUAUACUGCACACUCACCUCCAGAAGAGUUUCUGCAUAACUCAAAUUUCUUUAAAGCUAGUCCAAAUCUAAGAAACUGUAGACCAAGAUCACCUAAAAUUCAUCCUUCACCAAAGUUCAAACAUUCUCCUGGGGCAGCAACUCCAUGUUCACCAUCUAAAACUAAACAUGAACUUCUUACAAAGAAGAGAAAGGAGCAGCUGACUACUGAAUCCGAAAGGAUAGUAACUGGUUCCUCGGGAUCAUCAAAAGAUGCUCCAAUAGUCACGCCAGAGACACCCACACCAGUAGUGAAUAAAAGUGUGGCACCGGUGAAAGUUUCUUUAGCGGUUGCUAGGACCCCCGGAGGUGACAGGACACCCCAGAAUGAAGUGAUUAUACUGGAGAGUCUUCGUGAGGAACAUUCCCGGUUAAAUGGGGAUGAAAAGUAUCCUGAUGCAAAUAAUGAGACUACUUCAUUCAUACAGUCGUCUGUCAAAGCAAGACGGCCUACGUCUCUCACAGAGAGUUAUUCAACAGAGUCUAUUGGUGCUAAACCCAAAAUACGAACUACAAAACAGUCACAAGGAGAAAAAAAGAAGCCGUCUGCAAUGGAGGAGCGUCAAAAACUGCUGCCUAAACCAGACGGGCAGAGUCCCAAAUCUCCCACUAGGGAGGAGCAUUCCAAGAGUUCCACACCUCGCAGUACAAAAAGCAGUCGCAGCUCCAAAAGUGCUAAAACUAUGUCUCCUACCAGGAGCAUUAACACGCCUUCUGAGGUCGGUUCUGUGGACAUUGAACUAGAAUAUGAUGACUUUAUAGAAGACGACCCGUUGUCCUACUUUGAGGUGUCAGAACUCCAAAAACUUCGAUGGCAAGGGGGAGAAAAGAUAGGAAAACCUGUGAAGGAUUAGAAAAUUUGAGUUUAACGCACCUGUAAAAUAUUUUAAAGUAUUAAUAUAUGAAUAUAUUUGAACCUAGAGAAAGACUUUAACACUGUUUGUUUAUAUCAGUAUUAAUAAAUAAUUGAAUAAUAUAAUUGACUGCUGGUGAAGAUUUGAAGGUUUGUGACUACAUAGUUUACACAAAGAAGCGACUUAAACUUUAGAGACUAAGAAAUUUUGAGUUAAGUUUUUGCCAUAUAAUUUGUUUGCUUAGUCAGUUUUGCAUUCUACUUUUAUAGUGCUUCCAUUGCCUACAGCACUCUCAUUUUACCACAUACUGCAUUUUCAUAUAUAAAUCAACACCAGUGUUUUGUAUUGUAAGUCCAUUUUGUGGCUGUAAUGUAAUUUGUGUCAACUCACGACUUAUUCUCUUUAGUAUAAGGUUUGAUAAGUUCAACUCUGCCAAAGAUUGUAACAAACGUUUGGCAGUUGAAACUUUCGUCAGUCCUAAAUGUAUGCAAUUUGAUCAAAUCCAUACCAUUAAGGAAGCCGCGGCAACGGCUUACCCUUCAAUCCAUGGAAUAUAAUGAAUUUAACAUAAAUUAAAAAGGGUCAGGUCAAUAUCAACUGAAAAAAUGCGAAUAACUCUUACACAAGGGAUAGAGAGUUUACAGUAAAUAUCAUGACUGAAUAUGAGUAUGAUAAAAUAUACACAUUAAAAUAUGACAUUUGUAUUCAAAGAUAAAUGACUAAUGAUUUAAUAUAUGAUAUGAUAUAAUUUAUCUCCUCGGGUCAACGAUCCAGUGUCCUUUAUCUUUCGACAGGUUAUGUACAUUCUCAACACGACCUCAAAGACAUGUAUUUGUUGUUUGUUUAUGAUGCAUAUCACAUUGAUCAUUGCAAUGGUUUUAUCGCUCAAGGUGAGAUUAAAAUGUCCAUCAAAUG
Messenger RNA from Haliotis rubra (blacklip abalone), 4202 nucleotides. RefSeq lists its product as uncharacterized. Lineage: Eukaryota; Metazoa; Mollusca; Gastropoda; Lepetellida; Haliotidae. The record is from RefSeq and is a predicted model, not a curated record. The transcript has 6 exons. The coding region runs from base 309 to 3287 and encodes 992 amino acids. Gene Ontology annotation, cellular component: cell periphery.